Leguminivora glycinivorella is the source of this 1430-nucleotide messenger RNA. Its product is annotated as replication termination factor 2. Lineage: Eukaryota; Metazoa; Arthropoda; Insecta; Lepidoptera; Tortricidae. The coding region runs from base 134 to 1105 and encodes 323 amino acids. The record is from RefSeq and is a predicted model, not a curated record. Gene Ontology annotation, biological process: mitotic DNA replication termination; site-specific DNA replication termination at RTS1 barrier. Gene Ontology annotation, cellular component: nucleus. The transcript is spliced from 4 exons.
UGUGUCAUAACUGUCGUGUAUUGUUGUGUUGUUGCACUACGUAUUUUAUGAAAUUAAGUUCAUUAUUCACUUCUCUAAGUAGUAUAAGUGCUUCUUGCAUUACACUUAAUACUGAUAUAUCAAUAACUACACAAUGGGUUGUGAUGGCGGUACCAUUCCUCGGCGAGAUGAACUCGUUCGUAUGAAAAAGAAACCAGAGCAAAAAGACAAAGAUGCGGAACGCUCGUUCAAGUGGCGCAACUGUGCGCUGUCCCAGCAGCCCCUGCAGGAGCCCGUGGUGGCUUGCGGGCUCGGCCGCCUCUACAGCAAGAGCUCCGUGCUCGAAGCCUUGCUCGACAAGGAAACUAAGCCUGAAUCUAUCAGCCAUAUUAAAAACAUGAAGGACAUCAAAGACUUGAAACUAGUGAAGAACCCUGCCUACGUGGCCACUGAGCACACAGAUGGAGCUGUAGGAGACAGCUCUCCAUACAUCUGCCCCAUCAGCGGGAUCGAGAUGUCUGGCAAGUUCCGGUUCGUCUUCCUCUGGAGCUGUGGCUGUGUGCUCGCCGAGAGGGCGCUCAAGGAGGUCAAGCAACACCUCUGCCACAUGUGCCAGGCACCCUUCACUGACAAUGACGUCAUCAUUCUCAAUGGAACAGAAGAAGACAUUGAACUACUCAAAACUAAAAUGGCCACCCGAGUCGCUAACAGGAAAACCAAGAAAUCCAAAGCAGACAAACACAUCAAAACAGAAGCCACAAGUUCUUGCACAGUUACCUCAGAUGCCUCCUCUACCUCAACCUCAACUGAAAUCAAAACUGAGGUCAAGGAAGAACCAGAAGCAGGAUCCAGUCAGGCUGUCAAAAAAGAAAUUGAGACCAUACCUCUUUCUCUACCUAAGUAUAACCCUAACAAAGUGCCUAGAGGUCAUUUAGGGUCACAAAAGCGAGCCUUUGGCUCAAAUGAUCUGGUACAAGACCCAUCAUAUAAGAAAACAAAGAAGGAUUACAGCAUAGCCAAGGAUCCUCAGAGCUCAGAGGUGUACAAGUCUCUCUUCACGUCACAUACGAGUGAUCAGAAUCAGCAGAGGGCCCACUGGGUUACUUAUAACCCAUUCUACAAUUAACCUGAAUUUACACCUGCAUGUUUUGAAACAAAGGUUAUAUUGCAAGAAAGAGAUGCAGAUAUUUUUUACUCACUGUUACCCAUAGAUGUAAAUUCAGCUUUAGUCUUGUUUAGGCAACAAUUCGGAUGCAGCAUAAUAGAACAUAAUAUAUAGUUGACUAAAUUAAGAUUACCUAAUUUUUCACUGUUUCCAAUUUACAUUUGCUGAAUCAUGUGACUGCCAGCCAGCCAGUUUAUAGAAUUAAUUGAAUGUUUUAGAAAUGAAUGCCUAUUCUGUUAUGAUUAAGGAAUAUUGCUAAUUUAAUUAAAGAAAAGAAUGAAAUAAU